Messenger RNA from Cotesia glomerata, 1110 nucleotides. RefSeq lists its product as uncharacterized. Lineage: Eukaryota; Metazoa; Arthropoda; Insecta; Hymenoptera; Braconidae. The coding region runs from base 192 to 962 and encodes 256 amino acids. The record is from RefSeq and is a predicted model, not a curated record. The transcript has 4 exons.
GGUGUUCCAUUCGGUGUGUAUUGUCACGUCACAUACUGCGAACUCCCGCUCCGAGUUUAACAGUGUCACGUGACCCACGCUAACCGCCAUCUUUGCUUAUCGUAUAAACAGUGCGACCGGGCGCAGUAAGGAUAGCUGUUGAUUAAAUUCGUGGUUUUAGUGUGUUUAUUGUGUGAUUGAGGUGCUGAGAAAUGUCCGAUAUCAAAGCAGAGACCAAGAACGAUAAUAACAUUGACGAUAUGUCCAAGGACCAGUCAGAGGAAAAACCAACUCCUAGUAAAAACAAACGAAGCGGGUCCAAGAGACUGUCUACUCUUGAACGAACGGCUCAGGAAGGCGAAGCUCUUGUUAAGGGAAUGGGUUCAGCGCCAGUAGAAGUUGAGGGCAGAAGACGUACCCGCAGUUCAGCUCGUGGACUGACACCUUCUACACCUGCACCUUCUCCACCGAAGAAACAAAAAACCGAGGUUAUGUCAAAAGUAUCGUCUGGAACAGGACGCGGACGUGGACGUCCAAAGAGGCAGGAGAAGACCAGCGAAAAUAAUACCGAUGAGGAGGCCAACAACAAAAAUGAGAAGCAUGUUGAGGAGGAAAAAAUGGAGGUAGAUGAAGAAGCUAAAGAAGAAAAGGAGAGCAAAACGUCGGACAAGAGUGUUGCCGAGAAAAACAGUGAGGAAACUACUGAUGGAAAUGAUAACAAUGCUGAGAAGACCAAUUCCAAGGAAGAAAAAACGACGGAAGAGCCUGAAGAUGCGCCGGCAACAGAAUCUAAAACUCCGGCAAAUGCUAGUGAAGAAAAAAAGGAGGAAAAUGAUGAAGAUGUUAAGGAUAGUUCAGACUCAAGUCAAGACGCGACAGAUGCAGUUGCACCGGAUAAUAAUAAAUCUUCAGAACAACCACCUGCAAACACAGAGUCUCAAAAUCCCUCCAACAAGACGACCACCGAUGAGAAAAAGGAAUAACCUUUUUAUUUACUAUCAAAUUCAAUAUAAUUUUUGCGUAUCAAGACGGCGCACACAUCGGGGCUGUAAAAUCAAAGUCUCCACGUCUAUUUUAUUUAAUUGACAUCUUAUAUUGCUGUUUGUAAUUGAAAUCAACAUUAUUUUUCUA